Paraphaeosphaeria sporulosa is the source of this 429-nucleotide messenger RNA. RefSeq lists its product as uncharacterized. The record is from RefSeq and is a predicted model, not a curated record. Lineage: Eukaryota; Fungi; Ascomycota; Dothideomycetes; Pleosporales; Didymosphaeriaceae. Bases 1 to 429 code for a protein of 142 amino acids. The transcript has 2 exons.
AUGCAGUGGCUCGUCUUCCUCCUCUUCGUCACCCUCACCACAGCCCUAUCCCUCCGCCUCCGCGACAACGACGGCGUCAAGUUCUGCCCUCCAUCCUGCGCCGACAAGUUCAACGCCUGCAAGCUCGUCCCUGCGGCGUGUGCCGACGAGGCGUGCGGCGUGCUCAACACUAGCAACCAGACCAUCUGGCGGCCGUCGCCGUGUCGCUCGUGCAAUUUCUGCCAGGGGCGGGUUGGCGACGCUGCCGAUAACGAUGUCUCCGCGGACGACGCUGCCGUAAACGCCGCGGCCAAGGCUGCCCGUCAAGUCGAGCAGGAAGCCGUGCGGUGUGCUGAGCACUGCAAGACCGUGCCGCCGCGGCAGUGUAGGAAGAUUGCGGAGUGUCGAGGUUGCCAGUGGUGCCCGUUCCCCGGCUGGACUGGUCCCUAG